Messenger RNA from Phyllopteryx taeniolatus (common seadragon), 3469 nucleotides. It is a transcript of the gene stard15, whose product is annotated as StAR-related lipid transfer (START) domain containing 15. Gene Ontology annotation, molecular function: lipid binding. The coding region runs from base 2173 to 2961 and encodes 262 amino acids. The transcript has 6 exons. The record is from RefSeq and is a predicted model, not a curated record. Lineage: Eukaryota; Metazoa; Chordata; Actinopteri; Syngnathiformes; Syngnathidae.
UGCUCACUGGGCGGAGACUUUUUCCUUCCACUUCCAACAGCGAUUGAGAAAAUAAUCUCCUCGAUUCGUUGACUUGAUCAUCUUUUGUGCUUGUUACAUUUGACUUCAUUAAUGUUCAUUGCUCAAAUUCUCGCGUUUUCUUUACUUGUCAACUUGUUUGGGGGGAAUUUUCAUUGAGUGAUGACGUCAUACAAAUCAUCAUCAUGAUGUAAUAUAUUACAUAAAAAGUGUAACAAGACGAUGUAAUUUCAUUACAAAAUGGAUGUAAUUUUAAUCCAUUACAUUAGUGGAAGAAAAUGUGUCAUGAAAUUACAAACCUGUUGGAAAUCUCCUUGAUUACAAUUUUAGUUAGGGUGAGCAAAAGCUCAGAUCAUUGGCUCCUUUUCAAGCCGCAUCUUGUGAUUGUCACUCUCUGGUCAUGUGCCAUUCUACCGCAGUCCCAAACAUGACCUAUUUUUCCAAAUACGACCUUGAAGCGCCCCCUUGUGGUGCAAUCUAUUAGUUUGUCUGAGAUUCAGAGGAGGUUUCUAUGCUUUGAAUUCACCUUUCCCAAGAAACGUCAAGGGUCCUCUUGAUGCCUUCAUUCCAAAUUAAGAAAAGUCAUCAAAAUGUCAUCGAAUAUAAUUAAUUAUAUUCCCUUGAGAAAGUCAUUGAAAUAGUUGCAUUACUGUUACAUUUCAAAAGGGUAACUUGUAAUAGUGACAAAAUUUCCAGUCAUCUUCCCAACACUGGACAUAAAGCAAUGAAACACACACAUCUCUAUUGUUGUGUGUUUGAUGUGUUCACUUAGGCUACGGUUGCCGUGUUGUGCUGUGCUGUGUAGCCAGCAUGACAACAGACACACAACGCGUGUGAAGCGGUUUGUCGGAGGACGAAAUGAUGGAGAAGCUUUCAGGACUUUCCUGGCGUGAAUUGCGUCCCACGUGGUUGAGCACACGUGCACAUUUGCAGCCAAAUGGCUGUAGGCCACAAAGAAACUUUUGGUCCGGCGCCGGCGUUGAGGAAAAGUCAACAAGUCUCCUGCUGACUCCAUCUUGAGGCUGCCAGCAUAUUUCCUGUUGUCCAAAACCCCAAAACCACCACAGACUCAAAGACUUAAAAUCUUAAUUGCACCUCAGGUGUGAACUUUUUCCUCACAAAAAGCAAACUUUUCAGCAGAAUGCUCCACAAGUUCAACAAUGCAGAAUCCCACUCACAUUUUAAGGACAAAUACGUGUGUUAAGUCCCUCUAAAGUGAAAAACAAUGUCUUAUCAAUUUGACACAUCACAGAGAAGUGGUUAACAAGCCAAAUUGAGAUAUUUGAAUGAAUAAAACAAAUCAAGUAUAAAAUGAGGGGUGGCACGGUGGCCAACUAGUGAGCACAUCUGCCUCACAGUUCUGACGACCGGGGUUCAAAUCCCGGCCCCGCCUGUGUGGAGUUUGCAUGUCCUGUCCGUGCCUGCGUGGAUUUUCUCUGGGUACUCCGGUUUCCUCCCUCAUCCCAAAAACAUGCAUGCGAGGUUGAUUGAAGGCUCUAAAUUGCUUGUAGGCAGAUAACUAGCAACCCUUUAUUGCUCUGUGACUGUUUUUUUUCUUUCCUCAAUGUCUUUCUGCCUCCAAAGCGUUCUCUGUCAAUGGACUUGUCUGUUGUCGUACUCGAGCGGCUCCGACUACCGGAGACAAAUUCCAUGUGUGCUUUUUGGAAAUACUUGGCAAAUAAAGAUGAUUCGGAUUCUGAUUCUGAUGUGGGUGCGAAUGAUUGUUUGUUUCUAUGUGCCCUGCGAUUGGCUGGCGACCGGUUCAGGGUGUACCCCGCCUCUCGCCCGAAGAUAGCUGAGAUAGGCUCCAGCGCGCCCGCGACCCUAGUGAGGAUAAGCGGGAUUCUUGUAAGCGCUGAAGUUGGACUUGCGGCUGAUGGUAGCCGAAGCCUCGUCCACGUAUUUGACAAUGGAGUGACAAAAUGGCGGUUGUAUUUCCUGCACACAAGAAAUCUCCCUGGCAACCAAAAUGCUCCAACCAUUAGUCAGCUUUUGUUGCCACGCCAGCGGAUUGGUGGCGAGUGGGCUCACAUGACCAGUGAUAUCAGGUCACCUGAAACGCACCUGAAAUAGACACCUGCGUCCCGCCUCGCACGACCGCUGCGUGGAAAACCUUGUCAGUCCUCAGUGGGAUUCUUCCCAGCAUCGGGCGAGAUGGCCGUUCAGAUUCCGGACGACUCAGACUUCUCAUCAUUUAAGGAUCAGUGCCUCGGUACCCAAGGCUGGACCCGGCGCUACCACAAGGGAGGGGUCACCGUGUGGUGCUGCCCCGACGACGGCGUCAACACCAUCCAGAAGAUCAAGAUGAAAAUCGUGUGCAAGGACGUGAGUGGCGAGACGCUGUACGACGUCCUGCACGACACGAACUACCGCAAGAAGUGGGACAGCAACAUGAUCGACACAUACGACAUCGGCCGGCUAACGGUCAACGCUGACGUCGGCUAUUACUCCUGGAGGUGUCCCAGUCCACUGAAGAAUCGAGACUUUGUGACGUUGAGGUCAUGGCUUCCUCUUGGCAGCGACUUCCUGAUCAUCAACCACUCCGUCAAACACGCACAACAUCCUCCAAAGAAGGACUUUGUCCGCGCCGUCUCUCUGCUCACCGGGUACUUCAUCCAGUCCAGCGGAGCAGACAGCUCGUCUCUGUACUACCUCAGCCAGCUGGACCCGCGAGGUUCUUUACCAAAGUGGGUGGUGAACAGAGUCUCUCAGUUUGUGGCUCCCAAGGCAAUGAGGAGGAUCUACAAGGCAUCUCAGAAGUAUCCCGAAUGGAAGCGGAAGCACAAUCCCAACUUGAAGCCGUGGAUGUUUCCAGAGCAAAACACGCUGCCGUGCAUCCGUCUGUCCGAGCUGACGCUGCAGCGCGCCGACUCGUUGGAAAACAUAGACGAGAGCGGCCUGAGCGAGGACAAGGCCAAGCACAGUGACGACGACGAGACUUGAACACGUCCACUUUGGCAACUUUCUACUUUGCCUUCUUUUGUUUGACUGAGUGGAAAAGUAUCAAAGUCAUCCCGAUUAUGAUGAUCCAAAUGAAUAUCAUGAAUAUCAACCCAGAAUCAUUGUUUGUUCUGUCAUAAAGUCAAAAAAUGGGGGUUAACACUUCUACGGUUGUAUUGAUUUGUCAAAACUGCAAAAACUCCACAAGCACGUGUGCUAGUUGCUUAUGUAACCCUAACCCUAUUAUAUGACCUUGGGUAGCACCAUCACGUCUGCCUCGCAAUUCAGAGGUUUGGGGUUCGAAUCUCGGCUCUGGCCUUCCUGUGUGGAGUCUGCAUGUUCUCUUGUGGAUUCUCCUUCCAUAAUCGAAAAACAGGCUUCUUAUUUCGGUUAAUUGGAGCCUAAACCAGUGAUUCUCAAAGUGUGGUACGUAGAAUCCAUCUAGUGGUACAAUCACCAAAUUAAAUGUUCCAAUUGUGCAUAAUGCUACAGUGGCUUAAUUUUCCCCCCC